Molecule: messenger RNA, 4537 nt
Organism: Chionomys nivalis (European snow vole)
Lineage: Eukaryota; Metazoa; Chordata; Mammalia; Rodentia; Cricetidae
Gene: Spry4
Product: sprouty RTK signaling antagonist 4
Exons: 2
Coding region: 239-1141 (300 amino acids)
Biological process (GO): negative regulation of MAP kinase activity; multicellular organism development; negative regulation of Ras protein signal transduction
Cellular component (GO): cytosol; membrane
Source: RefSeq, a predicted model, not a curated record
CAGGCAAGGGUUGCAACAUCGCCGCCGAGGCAGCGAGCUGAGCUGACAGCCGCGGAGCUUGCGCUGCAGGACUAAAGGAGCCUUACCGGCUCCUCUGACUGGCGUCUGCGAGUACAACAGCGACUGACCCGUUUGGGUUCGGGGAUUUAUACAGACGUGGAGCGAUGCUUGUGACUCUGCAGCUCCUCAAAGGCCCCUAGAAGCCUGUCCAUUGGUGCAGUCCAGGACCGUCAGCCUCAUGGAGCGCCCGGUGCCACAGAGUACUGUCCCUUUGACUCCCAGCUCCGUCAUGGUGCAGCCUCUCCUUGACAGCCGAGUGCCCCACAGCCGGCUCCAGCACCCACUUACCAUCUUACCCAUCGACCAGAUGAAGACCAGUCACGUGGAGAAUGACUACAUAGACAACCCUAGCCUGGCCCCCACCUUGGGUCCCAAGCGGACCCGGGUUGGGGUCCCAGAGCCGGCCCCUACGCCUGCCCGCUGUGACCAGGAUGUCACUCACCACUGGAUCUCCUUCAGCGGUCGACCCAGCUCUGUCAGCAGCAGCAGCAGCACCUCCUCAGACCAGAGGCUCCUCGACCAUAUGGCUCCACCACCAGUAGCUGAGCAGGCUUCACCCAGGGCCGUGCGCCUCCAGCCCAAGGUGGUCCACUGUAAGCCGCUGGACCUCAAAGGGCCAGCAGCUCCGCCAGAGCUAGAUAAGCACUUCUUGCUGUGUGAGGCCUGUGGGAAGUGUAAAUGCAAGGAAUGUGCGGCCCCUCGGACGUUGCCCUCCUGCUGGGUCUGCAACCAGGAGUGCCUGUGCUCGGCCCAGACCCUGGUCAACUAUGGUACAUGUAUGUGCUUGGUGCAGGGCAUCUUCUACCACUGCACCAAUGAGGAUGAUGAGGGCUCCUGCGCUGACCAUCCCUGCUCCUGCUCCCGCUCCAACUGCUGCGCCCGCUGGUCCUUCAUGGGUGCCCUCUCUCUGGUGCUGCCGUGUCUGCUGUGCUACCUGCCGGCCACAGGCUGCGUCAAGCUGGCCCAGCGCGGCUAUGACCGUCUGAGACGCCCUGGUUGCCGCUGCAAGCACACGAACAGCGUCAUCUGCAAGGCAGCCAGUGGCGACACCAAGGUCAGCAGGUCUGACAAGCCUUUCUGACACUUUGGAUGAAAAACUCGGCACUGCCCUUGGAAACAUGGUCCCUCCUGCCAGUCUCCUGAGGCUGACUGUACUCAUCUGUCCUCUCCUAAACCCUAGAUUGAGAACAAAGAGGCAGAGACCACUACCACCCAGCCUAGAGUCCCCAGAAGGAUGAAGAUGUACUCUGGGGUUUUCGUGUUCUUGAAACUUUCAUGUCAAGCAACAGUGACAGCGUCGGGGUGUGGUGGUUUUGGAUGUGAUUUCUUCCCAUUUCAGAAGAUGUGGACACAAUCUGGAAGUUCGGCCCCUCGAUGGCCUUCCCAGCCCCUCAAUCUCUCCCUUCUACUUUGUCAUUGUCUCUGGCUCCUUCUGGAGCCUCCUAGCUGGGAGGAACAGCUCAUGGAAGGUGGGAUACCUCGAGGAAGACCCUCAGAGCCUUGACUUCUACCUUUCCUUCCUCUGUCCUUGCCUGUCGGCCUUGGCCUCUUGGGAAGGUGCACCGUAGCAAUUCCUGCUGUAUGUACUUGAUAGUUGAGAACAGAAUCACCCUGGAGCCGCGGGAUGGACAAGGAGCCGCUGGGCAGUGUGUUCCUCCUAGCUUCAGUCACUAACUUGGGGGUGUCCACUCAUCACACCGUCCUCUGCUUCUUAACUGAGUCACAGACUGGCCUGCCUGCUCUGUGUCCCGAGCUCUCUCUACUCGGAUUCUUUGCAGAAACUCACUGAGUUAAGAGGGCUCUGGGUGACGCAAGUGAGACCAAAUAUCAUUUUGCCAAUGAGUCUGAGGCUGUGGUCUCUGGAUCCAGUCAAGAUGUUUUUAUAUGUUUAAUCAAACUAGAUGCUAAUGGUGUUUAAACAGUAAUAAUACAACAACUUGCUUCUUUUUGGGCCACCCCCAGGAAGGGCUGAUUUAAAAUCUGGGGGCAAGCAACCUCAAGGAGCAUAAUUCCCCUGCCCCUCAAGAAUGGCAGAGAAGAGGCCGCACCUCCCAUUGGCAGAAUGACAGUUGAGCCGAGCUGGGUUUGGGUUUUCUUCUGCUUCUGCUGCUUGCUGUCAUAGCCUUUGUGUAUAGUGAUGUGUCUGUCUUUAAUGUAAAUAGAGAGAGGAUGAACAGAGUCUAUUUUAGUGUCAGGAGGGCCCCGGUGGGGAAGUCAGAGGAGCCCAGAGUGGGUGGGGAGCAGUUCUCUGGAGGGGGCUACUGGAUUUGAGCCCCACUUUUGUGCGCAGCACAACCCCCACCCCUCCCGACAGCCCCCAAAGACGUAGCAACUCUUUCUCUCACGGUGCUAAAGGACCCAGAAAGUGCAGCACGUUCAGCGAGGAGGUACUUGUUGCAUGCAGAAAGCUAUAGCGUCUCUGGUCCUUGCCCCCAGUCGUUGUGUGGGGUUUUUGCUUUGUGUGGUAUUUUGUCCCUGUCCCUGCCUCUUUGAUGAUGUGAGAAAUGGCCUGGGUCAGAAGAGAUGCCCCAGGUGAAAUUGGGAAAGCAUUAGGCAAAAAUCAUGUGUAGCAUCUCUGGCUCUUCCAUGCGGGACCAGAGCUGCCCCCAGGAAGGAGGUAAAGCAGGCAGGUAGCUGUGAGUGGCUUGUACCUAAUGCUCUUUCUCAAGGAUUCACCCCCACCCCUACCUUGGAAACUAGUAGUAACACUUUAUGAUUUAGGAUAAGUUAACUGUAACCAUAGGUAUUUAUUGGUUGGAAGAAGGGAGGGUUUUAUUUUCAGCUUUAUUUAUGUAACAUUUACUGGCUUGUAAAAGGCAAGUAUAAAGUACGGCAUCUUCAUUCUCUACGGCUAACCCGUAUAGCUGCCCUUGCCACAGCUGCUUGCAGUGUUCUUGCACAGACCGGAAGGAAAGAUAGAAGACGAGAAACACAUUCAGCCAACCACUUAACACUAAUUGAAUGUAUUAGAAGCUUACUGAAGGGGCUGUCGAUGUUUUCCUCAGAUGAGGUAUGUGGAGGGAAGCCCCCAAAAUGGUAGUGCACACAAGCACCCUUCCUGAAAAACCUGGGAGCUUUGUCCAGGGUCCCUCCCCCCAAUCUGUCUCCACAGGAUAGCUAACCCAGUGGCAAGUUGCACUUUGGUGAUCUUGGUCUGUGCACCUCUGUGGACAGUUGAGUUAUACACGCCGUGUAUGCACACACACAUGCACAUGUGACACUUACAUACAUACUGACCCUCUACCACACAGACCCUGUGUCUUGGCAACCCCUCUCGAGCCCUUACUUUGUGUACAUAGCUGUAAACACGGAUUUUUAUGGGUUUUGGUUUCCUUUUUAUUUCCACACCCCCCUCUUGUUUGGGCUUGUGAAGGAUGUCUACAAAACUCCCCCUCCCCCCAGGAGUUUGCCUUGGGGCCCACUUGCCUGGUGGUAAAGGGAAGGGGUGGAGGGAAUAGCCUUGAUUUCCUCAGCUCUGUUGUUUUUUGGUUUUUGUUUUGUUUCUCUGCAAACACCUACAGGCGGGAAAACACAGAACAGAAAAGUGGUAGUGUACCUGUAGAGUCCCCACCCCCUUCCCAGGAGUACAGGCUCUUGCAAACACUAAACAUUUCUGUAGCUGCUUCAGCCUGGUGACUUGCUGUCAUUAGCAGGUUGUUUGGCUGGGUUCUAGCUUUUCAAACGUCCCAGCUGGUUCCCAUUUCUGGUCCUGGGGUUAGGUGGCAGUUCAAUAUGGCAUCCAAGACAUUUCCUAAGAAGUACCUUGGCUACUUGGUUUCUGCAUUGUGAGGAAAAACCAGCCUUCCUGUGAGCACACUUGGGUCUCGGGCUAGGCUAGCAAAGCCUUCCAUGGUACAGUCAAGGCUCCUGAAGCCAAUAGGAAGGCAAUGAAGGACAUUCCUUGGGUACUUCACAGACGCAGGAGGUGGGUUUGUUGAGGUCGGGCAGGAUGCAUUGGUGGGGCCCAGCUGGAUCACAACCCCAAAGGAGCAACACAUGCAAACUUGGUCUGGGCCGAAACCCGGGUCAUCACUUUGAAGCAGCCUGGUCUCCAGAAAUGUCUGAGGUGUGUGGGCAGCGCAGAUUUGCACUGUACAACUUACUAGACCAUCCGAGGCAUCCCCAGCCUCCCGGUUCUUAGUUCACGCCCUCCCUGCUCUGCAACAGUGAGCGUCCAUCCUGCGUUUCCGUUUCUGCCGUGGGUGACUGCCGCUUGCGAUCUCUUGCUGUCCCGUGCUUGCUUUCACGCCUGCAGCAGUAGAGCUGCUCCCUGUUGCCCACCCCACCACAUUCGUGUUUCAUUUCCCCCUCACUGUAGCCCCUUUCACCCCACCACAAAAGUUACCACAGAAGGUUUCCUUUGUAAAAAAUAUUUAUUUUGAAGCUCUAUUUUAAUAGUAUUUAUUUUAGAAAGUCUACUAUUGUAAGAGUUCUUCUGUUUGUGAAGAAAAAACAAGUUACAAACUGAAUGUACUGA